Molecule: messenger RNA, 1203 nt
Organism: Camellia sinensis
Lineage: Eukaryota; Viridiplantae; Streptophyta; Magnoliopsida; Ericales; Theaceae
Source: RefSeq, a predicted model, not a curated record
AUGGCGUCGUUCACCUCUACUGCAACUUCCAGUACAUGGCCAGGACGAAUGUGUGCCUGUGGAUAUAGCCCGUGUAUUGUUAGGAUUUCCAGGUCCACCAAGAAUCCAGGGCGUUCCUACUUUGUAUGUCCCCGCCCUGUGCCUUGUGUCAGUUGGAUUGGUUGGUGUGAAGAACGAAGCCAUGAGAACCAAGGCUAUGCGUCAGCCGGAGAUGAAAUUGCCAUGCAAUUGCGGGCUGAUGUCAUAGACAUUCAACAAUCCUUGCGUGUGCUUAAGACCAUUGUGUAUGCGCUCUGCAUUGUCGUUUUGAUUGCAAAUGAGAUUAGUAAAGGAAAUCGGCCAUUCUUAGUCCUCAGCCAGGCAGGGUACAAGUCGUUGUCAAGGAAAUUUCAGAGAAAAACAGGAAAAAAACAUGGACUUAAACAGUUGAAGAAUAAGUACAUGAGCUUGAAGAAAGAGUGGCAAGCGUGGCUGAAGUUGAUGGAUUCAAGCAAGGGAGUGUCCGGGAUAGGCUUUGACUAUGACACCGGUUUGUUUCAGGCACCUGACGAGUGGUGGGACAAGAUGGAAUCAAUCAACAAGGUGUGUGCGAAGUUCAGGAAGAAAACGUUGGAACACCGUGACUUGCUGGAGACGGUUUUCAUGGGGGCAGCAGCUACUGGGAAGCACCAUUGGACCCCGGGAGAGAACAUUCCUGAAGCUGCUACGGACUCAUCUGAUUCAGUGCGUAGUUUGGGAGCCCAGCCAUUUGCUGAUCCGAUACCCACAGGAGUACAGGACGUGGAUUCUGAUUCUUCACUGGAGCAUGUGUCGAUUGAAAAGGCAAAACGGAGAAAGACGCCAUCAACAAGUGUUUCAAAGUCGAAGAAGGCAACAAGUGGUGCGUCUAUUAUUGCGGAGAGCAUGAACAGAAUGACAGAUGUGGUCCGUUCGAAGAAUCAGCAGGUCACGGUCAGGCACCUGACAGGCAACGAAGCACUGUACACUAUUUCCGAGUGCAUGCAUAAACUGAGCAGUAUUCCGUCCCUGAUUGGUACACCGUUAUUCCACUUCGCCUCCACACUUAUGGAUAACGUUGAUUACCGGGAGGUCAUGAUGUGCCAGCCUGAUGACGACCAAAUGAUUGGAUGGCUUACACAGAAGCAGCUCCAGUGUACUGCGUCGGGGCCAUUUACAAACCUAUUUGGGGGUCGCCGGAUGUGA